UCAAUUGCUCCCAAAUAGCCCACUGUGGCCUGCUGUCAAGGAGCGAUUUGCCGUGAAUAACAUUGUGCAGGUGUUGUGCAACAAUAAAGUGGAAACCACAAUAAAUCGGCGUAAAACAGAACCGAACCGGCAGCGUUUGUGUGUGUAUGUGUUUGUCUGUUGUUGGUCUCACAGAUAAGGACCCUCUCGAUUACGCGCGCCCUUCAUCGCCCUCAACCUCUCCAGCACGCGGCCUGCCUGCCUACCUCCAUCACACUCGCUGACGUUCCACGCGUACCGAAAUCCGGUUUUGUUCCCUCUGCUGCUUGCGGGUGUGUGCGCGCGCGAUUACUCGAUGCAUUCGUUCGUGCGUUCGUCGUGUGCCGUCGUCAAAAACUCCUUUGUGCUGAACCAGUGCGGACGUCCCGUGUUGCUGAACGCUGCUGCUACAUUCCACACGUCGAAGAUGGUGCAAAUUAAGGAAGGUGACAAGAUUCCCUCGAUCGACCUGUUUGAGGAUUCACCCGCCAACAAGGUAAACAUGGCGGACCUGUGCGCCGGCAAGAAGGUGAUCCUGUUUGCCGUCCCCGGCGCCUUCACGCCCGGCUGCUCCAAGACGCACCUGCCCGGGUACGUCGAGAAGGCGGGCGACCUGAAAUCGUCCGGCGCUACCGAGAUUGUGUGCGUGUCUGUGAACGAUCCGUUCGUGAUGUCGGCCUGGGGUAAGCAGCACAACGCGACCGGCAAGGUGCGCAUGCUGGCCGACCCGGCCGCCGCCUUCACGAAGGCGCUCGAGCUCGGGGCCGAUCUGCCGCCGCUCGGAGGGCUGCGCUCCAAGCGCUACUCGAUGGUGCUGGAGGACGGUGUCGUGAAGUCGCUCAACGUCGAGCCGGACGGUACCGGACUGUCGUGUUCGCUGGCCGACAAGAUCAAGCUGUAAAAGGUCGUCCCAGGUCGGGUUCGUUCUACUUUUUACCGUCUUAAGUCACCUGCACACGCGCGCGCGCGCCUUCAAGGCGCUUCUUUUUCGCACACCGUUUUCUCUCGCAGUCUUUAAUAGCCAUAAUAAUGUACGCUUGUUACAACAGCAAGUGGUUUAACGGUUGUACGUACCUUUGAACUCUCUUUCGCUCGAUAAUAAUUAUGAACUAGGACACCGCACAUGGAAGCACGGGCUAGCCCAACAGGGUUCGGCAUCAUCACUAGAUAUUCUCUUCUCCUUAUCAUCUGGCUUAAGGAUCAAUUACCAGUGCAUACCGUAGGAUAGAAAUAUGAAUUGAAAUAACGAUUGAAAUUCUAAAACCUCUUAUCGCUGUGGAAUGUCUGUUAGUUAGCCUGUGUUUGGGUUUGAUCGCUGCUUUGUGACGAUCGAUACGAUCGAGUGCUUUUUUCGAACCCAGUUCUGGUCCUUUUUGGAGUUUCCAUUGAGCAGUAGAGUAAUGGAGAGACAAAAUAUAUCAAACCUGCAUCCCGAGAACAAUAACUAGUUGGAUACAUGAUUAGGAAUAGGAAUUAGUGCCACAAAAACACACUUACACACACACACACUGGACCCGACACUACUCAACGAUUUGACCGACACACACUCACACACACAUUUGCUAGCAAAAUAUAUUUCUCUACAUUGAUGUUCCCUCAAAGCACAUCCAACCGAACAGCAAGAGACGUAUGUUGCCGCUUUACGAUGUCAAUUCCCGAACAAAAAUCAAUCAGCAAAUGCAAAUGGCCAAACGUCGAUCACACAGGGCCACAGUAGAGUAGCGUGAAGAACGGAAAGAGCGUUGUGGUUGAAGUGAAAUUGGUUGGAUUUAAAAAUGAAGAUGGAAUAAACAUCAGAAUGCAUGCAAAGUACUACA
Messenger RNA from Anopheles coluzzii, 1835 nucleotides. It is a transcript of the gene Prx5, whose product is annotated as peroxiredoxin-5, mitochondrial. Gene Ontology annotation, molecular function: thioredoxin peroxidase activity. Gene Ontology annotation, cellular component: peroxisome; mitochondrion; cytoplasm. NCBI's taxonomy places the organism in Eukaryota, Metazoa, Arthropoda, Insecta, Diptera, Culicidae. The record is from RefSeq and is a predicted model, not a curated record. Gene Ontology annotation, biological process: cellular response to oxidative stress; hydrogen peroxide catabolic process; cell redox homeostasis. Bases 335 to 919 code for a protein of 194 amino acids. The transcript has 3 exons.